AUGCCGAGCGACAAGAAGGUCUGCGUCGUCGUCGGCCUGGGCAACAAGGGCAUCGGCGACCACUGCGCGAAGCAGUGGGCGGCCGAGGGCUUCGCCGUGGCCAUGCUCGCGCGGCGCGCGGAGGUGCUGGCCGAGCUCGAGAAGGAGAUCCCCGGGAGCCGGGCCUUCCCCUGCGACGUCACGGACCAGGCGCAGGUGGAGGCGACGGUGAAGCGCAUCGCGGCGGAGCUCGGCCCCGUGGACGUCUGCAUCUACAACGCGGGCCUCGGCAUGUUCAAGUCGUUCGAGGAGACGUCGUUCGAGGAGUUCGAGCAGUGCUGGCGCUGCGGCCCCGCGGGCCUCUACCUCUUCGCCAAGGCCAUCCUCCCGGGCAUGGCGUCGCGCGGCGGCGGCGUCUUCGGCGUCACGGGCGCGACGGCGUCGUGGCGCGGCGUGCCGAAGACGCCCGCGUUCGCGAGCGCCAAGUUCGGCGUCCGGGCCCUGGCCCAGGCGCUCGCCAAGGACUACGCGCCCAAGGGCAUCCACAUCUUCCACUGCAUCAUCGACGGCGUCGUGAACCAGCCGCGGACGAAGGCCUGGUUCCCGGCGGAUAAGCCCGACGACGAGUUCCUCUCGCCGGCGACCAUCGCGAAGCACUACUGGGACAUCGCCGCCCAGGAGAAAAGCUGCUGGACAUUCGAGAGCAACGUCUGCCCCGCCGCCCGCAUGUUCGACAUGCUCACCAUCUACUCGAGUAGGGUAGGUUGCACUCGUCCUUGA
This is a messenger RNA of Aureococcus anophagefferens, 759 nucleotides long. RefSeq lists its product as hypothetical. Lineage: Eukaryota; Pelagophyceae; Pelagomonadales; Pelagomonadaceae. The record is from RefSeq and is a predicted model, not a curated record. The transcript has a single exon. Bases 1 to 759 code for a protein of 252 amino acids.